AUCGCAAGUUCCGUUAAUGCGUUAAAGAAAUUAGUGGGUUAAAAUGAAUUUGCAUUAACACCUUAUUAUCUGAAUUUUAUUAUAGGAGUUAGUCCUGGUCCUGAGGUCCAGUAUUUCUUAUUUUGGAUGUACUUCUGCACCAUCAAUUGACAGCAUCUUUAACAGGCCAGAAAACUGUUCAAUUUAAACAAUAUGAUUAUUGAAAUCAUUAGGUGUCCUAGUAUGACUGCUGUUGUAUAACAUAAUCUCCUGCAUAAUGCUGCUGUUGUUUGGCCCGCCUAUUUCCUACGCCCAUAUCUGCAGACAGUGCAGACAGGUGUGCCUUUACAUGACCUGAUCAUGCAGGUCGUCAUUCCUUCCAAGGUGCCGGUGGAGGUGGUUCAUCAUCUCAUCCAUCAUGUCUUUCAACACAUUUUCCUGCAGCAGAGUUUUCUUUAAAGUUUUGAACCACGGUGUGGUCGCCGCGCGGGGUUUCAACACCGGAUGGAGACCCAGGUACCCGGGACCGGGCGGGCGGGCGGCCCCAGUCCGGGUGUUGGACCUCCGCAGCGACGCGAUGACCAAGCCCGGGCCGGCGAUGAGGCAGGCCAUGGCGGAAAGCGAGCUCGGAGACGACCUGUUAACCAGAACAGACCCGACUGUUGACGAGUUGCAGAAAAUUGCAGCUGAUAUGUUUCAGAUGGAGGCCGCUCUGUUCGUCCCCUCUACAACCAUGGGUAACCUCAUCGCAGUAAUGGCGCACUGCAGGGAGCGGGACGACGAGAUGAUAGUGGGCGAUCUGUCACAUUUACAUAUCUUUGAGCAAGGAGGGAGCGCACAGCUGGCUGGUGUCCACGCUACCACAGCGACCACUCUCCCCAACGGAACAUUUGACUUGGAGCAGCUGGAAUCGAAGAUCCGCCACGGUUACCCCAAAUCCCACUACCCCCGCUCACGCCUCAUAUGUGUGGAGAACACACACAACAUACAGGGAGGCCGUGUGCUGCCUCUGACCUUCCUGAAGGAGGUUCGUGCUUUUGCGGAUAGGUACGGUCUAUCGGUUUUCAUGGACGGAGCCAGGGUGAUGAACGCUGCCGUGGCCCUUGGGGUGCCUCUACCCACCAUACUGCAGCACACACACACCGUCAGCGUGUCCCUCUCCAAGGGUUUGGGUGCCCCGGUGGGAACCAUGCUGGCUGGACCCCGAGACUUCAUAGCCCAGGCGGUGCGGUGCCAUAAAGCCCUCGGUGGGCACAUGCUGAAGACCGCUAUGCUGGCGGCAGCUGGGAAACUGUCUUUACUGGAGAUGGUGGGAAGACUGGAGGAGGAUCACCGCAAUGCAAGAACCUUUGCUCAAGCUCUGCUCGACUGCGACCCUCCUAUCUUCUGUAUCGACAUGGCCACCGUGGAGACAAACAUCGUGCGUUUCCAUAUGCAGCCCGGUUUAUGCCCCUCUGAGUUCUGUGCCCACAUGGCUCAGGUUGGCGAGGGAGAGGUGGCGGCGCUGGGACAGGGGGUACAAGUUCGCAUGAUCCCUUUUUUUGCAAAUUCGAUCCGAGCUGUGUGGCAUCUUGGGAUUUCCCCCGAAGACACCCAGCUGGCCAUCCAGAAAAUGCAAUUUGUGGCUUCUCAGUACUUGAAGGAAAAAGUCAAGGCCUAGUGAAACCUGAUGUGUAGUCUAAUAUCUAACGCUGAUCACAGAAAAUGAACUCAUGGCUAAUCUAGAAGGAGACUCAAGGAUGUCAACACGGGACAAAUACUGACCAAAGUUGAGUCUGAUUGCUGGCUCUAGACAUGCUCUGAGGACAGAUCAAUAACUGUCAAUAACAGGAAGG
Messenger RNA from Sebastes umbrosus (honeycomb rockfish), 1814 nucleotides. RefSeq names its product probable low-specificity L-threonine aldolase 2. Gene Ontology annotation, biological process: L-threonine catabolic process; glycine biosynthetic process. The record is from RefSeq and is a predicted model, not a curated record. Gene Ontology annotation, molecular function: L-allo-threonine aldolase activity. The transcript has 7 exons. Gene Ontology annotation, cellular component: cytosol. Bases 398 to 1639 code for a protein of 413 amino acids. Lineage: Eukaryota; Metazoa; Chordata; Actinopteri; Perciformes; Sebastidae.